This is a messenger RNA of Eruca vesicaria subsp. sativa (arugula), 1302 nucleotides long. The record is from the annotation of a GenBank genome assembly. Lineage: Eukaryota; Viridiplantae; Streptophyta; Magnoliopsida; Brassicales; Brassicaceae.
GCCGUCUCACACAAUACAAAACCUAAACGCUUCUCCUUCUUCCCCCAAUUCCUAAUUCGCACUUUCUUUCAGUAUUCCCGAUGACGAAGAAACACAACCCUUUAGAAAACCCACCAGCCGCAUCUUCAAGCGACGACGAUGAAGAAGUCGAAUCUUCCGCCGGAGAAGAAGAAGAAGAUGAUGACAACGCUUCUUCAUCCGAAGAAGAAGACCAGCCCAAACCUCCUUCCUCCUCCUCCGCUGUUACCAUCGCCAUUCCUGGCAAACAAGCCUCCGAUUCAGAUUCCGGAUCCGAAACAGAGACCGAUUCCGAAUCUGACACCGAACAACCUCCAAAACCUGUCCUCCCCGCAAAGUCCCUGCCGCCUCCCAAAUCAGGAACGAAACGGCCGAGUGAAGGGACUUCAAAGGAGACGAACACAAAACGAGCUAAGAAGGACAACGAAGAGAAGAAGAUUGGAGAAGAUUCAAAGAAACCUGCUUUUCAGAGACUAUGGACUGAAGACGACGAGAUAGCUGUGUUACAAGGCAUGAUCGAUUUCAAGAAGGAUACAGGGAACUCUCCUUACGACGACACCAAUGCUUACUACGAUUACAUCAAGAAAUCCAUCAGCUUUGAGGUUAGCAAGAACCAGUUCAUGGAUAAGCUCAGGAGUUUAAAGAAGAAGUAUAUGGGUAAAGAGAAGCCUUCUUUCACCAAGCUUCAUGAUCAGAAGUCUUAUAGAUUGUGCAAGUAUAUCUGGGGACCUGAUGGGAUGGGUCUUGAGACUGCUGUUAAGUCGAAUGGUGUGUCGAAAAAGAAGACCAAGAAGGAGGUUGAUUCUGUGAAGCGAGAUCUGUCUUUUGCUUCUCCCAAUGGUAAAGCUGUUGUUGUUGUUGAUGAUAGGAGAGUGUUGGUUCAUGGAGAGGGGGAAUGUGAUUGGUUUGAGAAGUCGUUUCUUGUUCGAGGGAUUGCGGGUUUCGGUGUUGACGAGGAGUAUGUGAAACAGAGAUGGAGGUUGGUCCCUGUUGAGACCAAGAAGAAAGUUGAGGAGAAGGUUAAGAUGUUGCAGGCUAAGGAGAUUGAGUUUGUGUUGCAGAAGACUGAGAUUCUGCGUGAGGUGACCUCUAUGAUUGCUGAAGCAUCUAAGAGUUAGAAUAUUAAUAGUUUUGAUCAGGUUUCUAUGCCUCACUUUUGAUUUUUGUACUUUGGAUUUUACAUUUUCUUCUUUAUAUUCUACUUACUUUGUAAUUUUUCUGGUUUGUUUUGAUGGCUUUCUCUUAUAUGAAACUCUCUUUAUUGGAUUUGUUGCUUAUCUAUAC